Messenger RNA from Diaporthe batatas, 727 nucleotides. RefSeq lists its product as uncharacterized. NCBI's taxonomy places the organism in Eukaryota, Fungi, Ascomycota, Sordariomycetes, Diaporthales, Diaporthaceae. The coding region runs from base 293 to 703 and encodes 136 amino acids. The record is from RefSeq and is a predicted model, not a curated record. The transcript is spliced from 3 exons.
CUAACAUUGAACUUUAUGCUGUCCAGCAUUUCCGUGCAAGAUUUAAACACGGUCAAGCCAUCGCUUUGAUUAGUGAGUGGCAUGGCAUAUGCGGCGCAGGAUCUGGACGCGUCGCUGAGAACAUUGCAGAUGUCAUGAGUGACUUGAAGCAGUGUACUGGCCCCUGAGGUUCCAUAAUACCGACUAAUAAUAAGACAACGUCCAAGAACACAGUGUAGCCUGUGCCGAAGACGCUUCACUUCGAGAAAAGGAGACGCUUGUCAACUGCUGCCUUGAGUUUGGAAUCACUCGGAUGACCAAGGCGGUUAGCGGAGAACCUGUCACCUUUGAAAAAGACUUUUCCACACGCUUCGCGAAAGGAUCCGAAAUCACAACUCUCUUAGAUGACAACUCUUGUGAUGCGAUCAUUGUUCCGGAGGGCUGCCGUAAUCCUUCGGAUCUAGGUCAAGCUCCAGUCAUUUGCUUAAUCUAUUCUCCAAGCACGCCGGUUGAAGUUGAUGAGACCGGUCUGACAAUCAAGGGUCCCGGAAUGCCCUUUGGGGCCCUUCUCAUCGGACGAAAAUGGGAUGAGCAGACCCUGUUAUCUGUGGCAUCUGCAUACGAGCAAAUCAUGGAAGAUCAACUCCUGGAUCAAGACCGCCUUUGGAUUUUUCCGAAGACAGAGCUUCGGGAUAUCAUCCAUCCCAAGGUUGUGGAGGAAUAACGAUUUGGUCCAUAGGGUGUAAAU